Molecule: messenger RNA, 4191 nt
Organism: Miscanthus lutarioriparius
Lineage: Eukaryota; Viridiplantae; Streptophyta; Magnoliopsida; Poales; Poaceae
Source: the annotation of a GenBank genome assembly
AUGGACGCGGUGGGCGCGGCAACCUGGAUUGUCCAGGUGGUUCUGGAGAAGCUCGUCGGCGAUGGCAUCGACGCCGCCUGGGCCGCCGCCGCGAGCGGCUCGGACGCCGACCCCAGCAGCGACGUGCGCCGCCUCCGUUCCCGCCUCCAGAGCCUGCACCUCGUCCUCUCCGCGGCCCAAGAACGCGUGCCCAGGGCUCGCGGCGAGGCACUUCUCAGCUCCCUGCGGCGUCUACGCAGCCUCGCUGGCGAUGCCGACAACCUGCUCGACGAAAUGCUCUAUUACCAGAUCCACCGCCAGCUCCAUCCGGACCAGGCUAGUGACUCUUGUUCUUCAAUAUCAGCUGUCCAAUCAGCCAUCUCCAAGAUUCGGGGUGCCACUGCCAAGAGGGCACGCCUAGGAGAUAACGAUACUACUGGUAGAAUAAAGGAAAUUUUGGAGCAGAUGUGUGAGGCUGGGAAUGAUGUCCGCGAGGCAAUCAAGCUGGAAAAGUUGGAUGCUUUUGUUGAUUUGGGAUGCCAUGAUGCUUAUGUGCAUCCACGGGGGCAGACAACAUCUUUCAUCACGGAGCUGAAGGUGUUUGGGAGGGACACCGUGAAGAAGCGCAUUGUGGCGAUGCUGACAAGCAAGGAGGCCUGUGAUGUACAUUUAUCGGUUCUUCCAAUCGUGGGGAAUGGUGGCAUUGGGAAAACUACGUUAGCACAGCUAGUGUAUAAUGAUGCAGUAGUGCAGGAUCACUUCAGCAAGCGGAUAUGGAUAUCAGUCUCCAUCCAUUUUGAUGAAGUAAGACUCACUCGUGAGAUGCUGGAAUGUCUGUCGGAUGGUGUGAGCAAGCAUGAUGAAAUUAUCAACCUGAAUAAGCUUCAAGAGAUUCUUGAGCAGAGUGUGAAGUCUAAGCGACUGCUACUUGUUUUGGAUGAUAUGUGGGAAGACAAUGAUAAAAGCCGGUGGGAGAAGCUUUUAGCACCCCUGAGGUGUAGUUUACUGAAGGGUAGUGUGAUCUUGGUCACAACAAGAAAUCACUCUGUGGUGAAAAUGAUUGCUACGAUGGAUCCCAUCCAUUUGGAUGGCUUGGAAGAUGAUGACUUUUGGCUUCUGUUCAAGUCAUGUGUAUUUGGUGAUGAGAAAUAUGAAGGACACUGGAAUUUGCAGAUUAUUGGGCAGAACAUAGCUAAAAGGUUGAAGGGAUACCCCUUAGCAGCAAAAAGUGUUGGUGCACUUUUGAAAAGAAGCCUUGAUGGUGGACAGUGGAUGGAAAUAUUACAAAGUGAUGAAUGGAAACUGCAGCAGGGGCCAGAUGAUAUCAUCCCAGCACUCAAAGUUAGUUAUAUACACUUGCCUUUUCAUCUCCAAAGAUGUUUUUCAUAUUGUGCAUUGUUUCCCAAGGGUCACAGUUUUGAUGCACUGGAGUUAGUUCGCAUUUGGAUAUCACAAGGUUUGGUUUCUUCUAAAAACUUGAGAAUGGAGGAGACUGGGCAUCAAUAUUUGAAUGAUUUGGUGGAUAGGGGUUUUUUUCAAAGAAGUGUUUAUUACUCUAUGCAUGAUCUAAUGCAUGACCUUGCAUUGAUAGUUUCAUCAGAUGAGUGUCUUGUAAUUGACAGUUUUGGUUCAACAAAUACAACACUCUUUCCAACUAUUCAACAUUUAUCUAUAAAUGUGAGAUAUGCUUAUAAGUGGAACGCAGAUGAUCGAAGAUUUUAUCCUAAUGAUACAUUUCAGAGGAAGCUGGCUUACAUUGGAGAUUCGGUGCAAACAAGAAAUUUGAGCACUUUAAUGCUAUUUGGAAAGUAUGAUGCUGCGUUUUCUGAAACCUUUUCCCAUGUAUUCAAAGAUGUGCAUCAUCUACGUGUUCUGAGAUUACCCACACUAACUUAUAACAUAGACUUUCUCCUUAGAAACUUCAGUAAGUUGAUCCAUCUGCGCUACCUUGAACUAAUAUCCAGUGGUCCUACUGAGCCUUUUCCAGAGGUUAUAUGUCAACUUUAUCAUCUACAGGUCCUUGAUGUAGAGUUUUGGGUUCACCUUUCUGCUUUACCAGGAUGCAUGAAUAACCUUGUCAACUUGAGACAUUUUGUUGCUCGAGGUGAAUUGCAUGCAAUGAUUGCUGGGGUUGGUAGAUUAAAGUUUCUCCAGGAAUUAAAGGUCUUCCGAGUAGGAAAGACUACUGACUUUGAAAUAGGACAGUUAAAUGGGUUAAGAGAAUUGGGUGGGUCACUCGAAAUUUACAAUCUAGAGAAUGUGGGAAGCAAGGAUGAGUCUCAAAGUGCUGGAUUAAAGGAUAAAACAUACCUACAGGAUUUGCUCCUGUCAUGGUCCAGUAAUCGGUGUGUGGUGAGGUGCAUAACUGAGGCUGAUGUGCUUGAGGGCCUUCAUCCACAUUCCAGGCUCAAGCGGCUUCAUAUAACAUGGUAUGGAGGUAUUUCUUCUCCGACAUGGUUGUGUUCCAAUCUUUCUUUCAUCUGCUUAGAGUCUAUCAGUCUUGAGAAUUGCACAAAAUGGGAGAUCCUUCCACCACUUGGACAAUUUCCAUUUCUUAGAAAACUGUAUUUGAUUCAGUUGCCUGCAUCAAGGGAAGUACCUACGGUAUCCUGUAACUACUGGACUGGUUCUGAAAAGCAGGUCCUGUUUCCAUGUCUAGAAGAACUUGUGGUUAGGGACUGUCCUGAACUAAUGGCAUUUCCAUUGUCACAAUGUUCAUCUAAAAAUGAAUGCUUCUGUUCAUUUGGCUAUCUCCGCGAAGUUACGAUCUACAACUGUCCUCGGCUAAUGAAUUUACCCCCAUUUGGUCAGGUGAAGUCUCUAUCCACAAUAUCUAUAGAGGGAGUAGGAUCAUUUCCUUACAUCAGAUUAUUCAUGAAAGCAUUGUUUAUCAAGGGAUGUAUCGCCCCAAGAACCUUGGAUGAUAUAUUAUUAUUGACUGAAUGUAGUCUGAGUAUUCUUGAGAAAUUAACGAUUGAGAGCUGCUUGGAUCUUGCAUAUUUAUCAUGUGAAAGUUUUAAAAAACUUGUCUCGUUAGAGAGCUUGGUAAUUGUGGAUUGCACAAGGCUAUCCUUGCCAUUGUAUUCAUAUAGCCAAUAUGAAGUCAUGUUUUGUUUCCCUUCAUUACUCAAGAAGCUUGUAAUCCGAGCAUGUGGCAUCACAGGGAAGAUGUUAACUCGCGUGUUGUCACAAUUGCACUUUAUGGUUUGCUUGACAAUUACGAAGUGCCCAAACAUAACAUCUAUAGCAGUUGGUGGUCUGAUUACUGGGACUGCCAGCUCCUCAACAUCUGACUGCCAUAAGCAGACAACUGAUGGCUUGUUACAGAUCCCAUCAGAUACCUCACAUCGGCUUCAAUAUUUGUGCAUAGAAGACUUCUCGGAUCUGAUUCUCUGCAAAGAAAUUUUUCAUGAAUUUAUCUCUCUCACUACGCUACGCAUAACAGGAUGCCCACAGCUUAUGGUCACAAUGACCAUUGAGAAAGAGAGAUCCAAGCACAACCUUUCUCUUCUACCACCAUCACUAAAGGACCUUAUGGUUUCUCAUAUGCAUGACAAAUUAUGUCCCUUCAUGCUCUCUAAUCUCGCCUUAUUGUCCAACUUGGAAAUAUCUAAGAGUCCAGAGCUGACCUCUCUUGACCUUCAUUCAUGCAAAUCUUUAAAAACGUUGAUUAUCGAUAAAUGCGUCCGGUUGUCCGUUCUAGAGGGCUUGCAGUCCCUCGCCAAUUUAAAGCAUCUGCGGAUUUUUGAAUGUCCCAGUUUGUCUAAGCCUUGGGAACCUUCAGCUAAUGGGGAGAGCCAGGGCCUUGAUUUCCCAUUGCAUCUGGAGAAGCUUGAGAUUGACAACACCUCAUUCUUUAAAACAUGUAUUUGCAAGAAGCUCCCGUUUCUUCAACAUGUUGUGUUUUUCAUGGCCAAUAAUGUGAGAGCCUUCACAGAAGAACAGGAGAAAGCACUUGGUCACCUUACAUCUCUCCAAGUACUUGACUUCUGCUAUUGCCCUGAUCUUCAAUCGCUGCCCAAUGAGUUGUAUUGCUUUCAAUCCCUUAAGAAGUUGUCAAUCAAGGCUUGUCCAGGACUACAAUCACUACCAGAAAAGGGCCUUCCAGCUUCACUGCAGGAGCUUUAUGUGAGCAACUGCAGUGUUGAACUAAAGGAACAGUGCAGGAAAAUAAAAAAUGUCAGGUGCCUGUUUCGUGUUUCCUUACUCUAA